AUGGACUUUGUAAUCCCUCUGCCGAGAUCUCGUCGUGGAAACACUGCUCUGUUGUUAUGGCACUGCUCGGUUACCGGCGAUGUCGACACCGAUGCACUGACUGUGACCAAGGUGUUCGAAGAAUGCAUCUAUAGACGAUUUGGGGCUCCGUCUCUUAUUCGUCACGACCGCGACCCGCGCUUCAUGAGCGAGGUCUUCCAAGCGUAA
Messenger RNA from Phytophthora megakarya, 207 nucleotides. Lineage: Eukaryota; Oomycota; Peronosporomycetes; Peronosporales; Peronosporaceae. The record is from the annotation of a GenBank genome assembly.